AAGUUGUCCAGAGGCCGCUCCCUCGGAGAGCCACGGAGGCGCCGCAAGACGAGGUGCCGCGUAGAUCAAGGCCUCAUGUCGGUAUGAUGACGCCGGCGGUCGACGCUGUGACGACUGAGCCCGAACCGGCGACUUCGGCUGAACAGGCGGAACAGCAGCCGCAGGAGCAAGGAGGCGAUGGAAGUUACGCCGCGCCGCAUGUGGCGGCCACACAAGGCGGUGAAGCCAAGUGCAACACUUCACUGUGCCGCCACAUGAAGGACUGGUUCGAUGCCACGGUUGGCAGCCAGGCGGACGCAUGCAAAGGAGCGGAACACGUUCGUAUGCCACGCGUCGGUUGCAUUCCCCAGCUUUGACUCCAGCCCAUCCAAGCCUCUGGCGAACAUCGAGCGAAACGGGACAGAUGGCACAACCUUUGGAGAGAAGCACAGAAGCAGUGAAACAGACGGCCUGGAACUCAUGAAGUCAUGUCUCGAAUACGCCUGGAACCCGGCAGACGGCGUGCACGACGUCCUGUCUUUCUUGCAACACUUCAACCUGGACCUGCGCCGCAUGUCCGAGGAUCCCUUAGAGGAUCCACUUCAGCGCAUGAUGCAGCUUUCCUUCGACUACGGCGUCGACGCACCUGUUUCCUUCUCACGGAAGUACGACGUCACUGCAGGAGCACCUGCUCCUUUCACAGUAGAAAUCACUCUGAACCCUGAAGUGAAAGAAUUCGCCAAUGCCCUGCACUCGCUGGAAGAGGACGACGUUGACGACUUCUACCAGUUCCUCCUCGCCCACUACGCUCUCGUGGACGACGCGAACUUGGCGGAGCAGCUUAUGGAUGCGGACCAAAAAAGUGGCGCAGCGGAUGUUUAA
This is a messenger RNA of Dermacentor silvarum, 861 nucleotides long. RefSeq lists its product as uncharacterized. Bases 271 to 861 code for a protein of 196 amino acids. The record is from RefSeq and is a predicted model, not a curated record. Lineage: Eukaryota; Metazoa; Arthropoda; Arachnida; Ixodida; Ixodidae. The transcript has 5 exons.